UCAUCUGCCGCGCGCGGGAGGCGACGGCGGGGAAAGCCAAGCUCAAUGUAAAAAGCAGGGCUGUAAGAUCUCCUCAUCAGACAACGCAUUGACAAAAGGCGAAGAAGUACAAAUAACUAUGGUGAAACACUUUAGGAUAGGCCUCGAUGAGAAUUAUGAAAUAUCUGAAAAAUGGUUUCUUGACGAUUUGGAGAUGAUUGAUGGGAAAGAAGCUGAUACUGAUAAUCCGUGGUUUGAUAUGCAUUUCAAGAAAGUCUAUAGUUGGGAAGCUUAUAGCUGUGCAUCUAAAUACGCCUUUGCGCGGACAUUAAAUAAACUGAACGAGAUGUACCUCCAGAAGGACUUGAAGAUAGUCAACUUUGAUUUUACCUACAUAAAUGAUGGUUCACUCUGGUCAUCUAACAAUGGGGAUGACUGCUUAGUACUCAUGAGAAUCUGCUUCUAUGCAUCCAACCUUUUGUGUCUGUCUCUGUGCCCUCUGCCUGUCUGACUAUUAUCACUCUCUCCGGAUUUGGAUACAAUUUCAAAAUAAGGUUUUUAAAUCGUUCAAUUCCGUACUGUCAGGGUUUCGAUUUUUCAUAAACGGUUACAAUUUUUUAUAUAAAUUGUUCAUCUCAAAGAGAGAGUCUUGAUAAGUAUAUGUAUGUGCUUAAAUAUCUAUUUCCAACCACUUAUUUCACCAAAAUUGAAACACAUAUUCAGGCUGCGUUCCUGUAAUCACAUACCCCAUUGGACUCCAUGGUGUUUCCUCUGAAUAGACAUGUAUAAGAUUGCAAUAUAGCCACAACUACACAAAACUGUAUGUUAGUUUUAUACCGGUCUAACUGGUCUGGCUUCUCCCAAAGAAACCUGGGAACUGUAGUCUGGCAUGUGUUGGUGCUUUAGGAGGCAAGGAAUUGUCUCCCGUCCCUUUGUUACUGUGCAUGCAAUAAACUGCAGUGGGCAGGAGCGGCAAAGACAAGUCGUGU
This is a messenger RNA of Podarcis muralis (Common wall lizard), 968 nucleotides long. It is a transcript of the gene EXOC1L, whose product is annotated as exocyst complex component 1 like. NCBI's taxonomy places the organism in Eukaryota, Metazoa, Chordata, Lepidosauria, Squamata, Lacertidae. The record is from RefSeq and is a predicted model, not a curated record.